CCGAGGGACUCGCACAGCUCGACCUCAGAGGACAAGGAGUGCAUGAUCUGCCUGAGCGGCUUCAGGACGGGGGAGAGGAUCCGGAUGCUCCCUUGCCUGCACACCUUCCACAAGCUCUGCAUAGACGAGUGGCUGCAGACCCACGAGCAGUGCCCCCUCUGCAUGCAGAACGUC
This is a messenger RNA of Guillardia theta CCMP2712, 174 nucleotides long. RefSeq lists its product as hypothetical. The transcript has a single exon. Lineage: Eukaryota; Cryptophyceae; Pyrenomonadales; Geminigeraceae. The annotation marks the transcript as partial. The record is from RefSeq and is a predicted model, not a curated record.